Messenger RNA from Paramecium pentaurelia, 1343 nucleotides. Lineage: Eukaryota; Ciliophora; Oligohymenophorea; Peniculida; Parameciidae. The record is from the annotation of a GenBank genome assembly.
AUGCAAGAAAACAGAAAAUAAAUACUAAAGUCUUAAGCUUCAGAUAGAAGCAUGAAGAAUGCAACAAAUACAAUUACAAAAAUAACAAAUAAAAAAAUACAACAGUUGGCAUUUUUAACUUAAUUUCCUUAAUAAAGAAAAUACACUGUUGUUGAGAAAGUCAAUAAGCUAAUAGAUAAAACAUAGAGUAAAUUAAAGAAUCAAUAAAUACCCAAGGAUGUACAAUUUUAUUAAAGAAAUAUGAAAAAAUUUGAGAAUUUGUCAUCAUUUAUUAAUUCAAAAGGAUUGUUGUCUGCUAAUUUUAGUAUGCCUAAAUUAAAGGUAAAAGAGAAAGUAAAUGAAUAGGAACAUGAGUAUGUAGAUUAUUUGCUUGCUAAAAAUUGUAAUAUUUUAUAUAAUUGUAGAUAAACUAUAAUAAGAAAGAUAAAGAAGAAAAAGUAAAUAAGUGAAAGAAGAUUAUGAGUAAUGUUGGGAAUUAGAAAAUUCUGAUUAUGAUUAUGAAUCUCCAAUUAAUGUAGGAAAAGAACUAAAAAUAGCUCAUUAGGAUCAAUUAAAAGGAGAAAUAGAAGCAAAAGCAAAAUUGUGGGAAUUUUAAUAAAUUCGUAAGUAUAAAAGGAAAAUAACUAAUAUUGAAUUUAAGAGUUCAUAAAGAUCUUCUUAACAUAAUGUUGAAGAUAAUGAUGAAAUAGUAGAAGAUACAGCUCAUUUAAAUGCACUACAUUAUAAAGAAUAAUCAGAUAAGGUAAUUAAAAUGAUUUGGAAUGCAGCUAAGAAAAUUUAUAAUAAAAAGUAGGAUUAAAUAAAAAAAGAGAUAUUAAUGCAUUAAAUAGCCAAAAAUUAUAGAUAAAAAUAAAGGGAGAUGGCUAAAGAAGAAAUCAAUAAAAUAUUAAUAAGUAAUAUAAUAUAUAUAUUCAUUUUUAGCUGGUCAAAAAUAACAUUUGACAUUUGCUAAAACAGUAAGACAUCUACCUGAAAAUGGUGAUUCUAAAUAAAAUACAGAACAAUUUUUUAGAAAAAAAGGGCAAACUUCUCGCAAAAUAUAAGUCCCAUUUUCUUUUUCUCCAUAAAACCAAUAGGAGGAUAUAAAAUCUAAUAGAAAAAUAUCAUAAAUUAAUUCGAGAUUACAUGAUAUUGUUAAUCAAAUAGACAAUAUACCUGUUGGAGAUCAGACUUAAACUAUAAGGAAAAUGUAAAGCGAACAAAUAUUGUAUUAAACAUUAAGAGAAACCCUUUAGCCAGAUCAAAUAAAGGAUACUUUAAAAGGACUAUUUCUUCCAACAGAUCAUUUAUAUAAAAGACCCUUGCAAUAUAAUAAGAAACAUUUCUAAAAUUAAAUCUUAUGA